Messenger RNA from Cyphellophora attinorum, 2232 nucleotides. Its product is annotated as putative transcriptional regulatory protein. Gene Ontology annotation, cellular component: nucleus. The record is from RefSeq and is a predicted model, not a curated record. Lineage: Eukaryota; Fungi; Ascomycota; Eurotiomycetes; Chaetothyriales; Cyphellophoraceae. Gene Ontology annotation, molecular function: DNA-binding transcription factor activity, RNA polymerase II-specific; DNA binding; zinc ion binding. Bases 1 to 2232 code for a protein of 743 amino acids. Gene Ontology annotation, biological process: regulation of DNA-templated transcription; DNA-templated transcription. The transcript has 8 exons.
AUGCCGCGGACAUUGGCUUCGUCAGAAAAGCGUGGUCACGUGAGUCCCGGAGAUCGGACAAGACGGCGACCAAUUUCGUGUCUCCUAUGUCGCGCUCGCAAGCUGAAAUGCGACCACGCACUGCCAGCAUGUGGGAAUUGUGUCAAUCGCGGCGACAUUACCGCUUGUCGCUAUGUGCCUCGCAAGAACGAGGCGCGUGCGACGGCACUGCAGGUCUCAGACCUGCCUGGUGCCGCUCAAGCAAAGAUCGAUAACCUAGAACGGCUGCUGAUCACGUUCAUGAGCAGUCAGCAGCAGCCCAAGACUCUACUUGACACGCCGCCGGGCAGCUCGGCUACUGAAUCUUUUGAUGUCGAUGGCAGCGGUAACAGCCCUGUCAGACAAACGACAUUUAGUUCAGCAGCACCAGAGACUGGACUACGCAUAUCUGCAGACUACAAGCAGUCUUCGUCCGUGGACCACGCACACUGGGCACUUUUGCUGGAUGAGAUCGAAGAUGUGCGAUCCUUCUUGCAGACGAAGCACUCUCGAUCGGAGCGCCCCAGUGGAGGCACGACCGAUACGAUCACACGAUCAAUCGCCGACCCUGGGCCAAGUCUCCUGUUUGGCACUGCAAAUGUCCCUUCUCGAGCUGAGAUCCUGUCGCAGCUGCCGUCGAAGUACACUUGUGACAUGUUUGUCGACAGAUUCUUCGCCCACCUGUACCCUGCUAUCCAUGUCCUCCACGAGCCAGUGUUCAGGAAACAGUACCAACAAUUCUGGUCGAACAGCCGAAGCACACCCAUGGCAUGGCUUGCUAUGCUAUUCGCAAUACUGCGAAUUGCCUCACUCGAUUACUUACGGGAAGAGGACGAGCCACUUGAACACCAGGCCAAGUGUGCUGACUUGGCUUCGACGUUCAGACAUCGGCUGACGGACUGUCUGAUCGCCGCGGACUACACUCGUCCCCAAGAAUUUCUUAUCGAGACGCUCAUUUUACACCUAUAUGCGGAAUAUGUGUCUAGCCGCGAUGCGAAGUCAACUGUUUGGGUAUUGGUUGGCAUGAUCGUCCGACUCGCGAUGAGGAUGGGCUACCAUCAAGAACGCCAGCCAACGAUGCGUGCAACCCCAUUUCAUGCUGAAAUGCGCCGCAGGGUAUGGACGUUCAUCCAGCAAUGUGACAUACUGGUCUCUUUUCAGAUGGGCUUGCCUUCGAUGACUGCGCCUGCAUCCUUGGAAGCAUCUCUACCUCGCAACAUCCAUGAUGAGGGUGGAGCUUUUGAUGAGGAUUGUACAGCUCUGCCACCAGCUUUGCCUGACUCGGUGCCGACGAAGAUCUCGUACCUCAUCGCUAAAGCAAGACUGGCAUCCGGUCUUGCUCGAGCUCUCGAUGAGGUGAAUCGUACCCCAGCACCCACCUGGGAAAACGUCCUAGAGAUCGACCGAAAGUUAAGACAGAUCUACGACAACGUUGCUGACCACUGGAAGCUUGGCGAGCUAUCUGCCCAAGACUCUUUGGUGCUUACGUCGCUGGCGAUACACGAUUAUCUGCUUGCGGCAACAAUCAUCGCAGCUGACUUAUACUCAAACAAUGCCUCCCCGGGCGAUACUUCAGGCGUUCGAGAAGUAUAUGGAGUUCCAACACAGACUGAAAUGAUCAAAUCGUUGCGGACAGCAGGCGAGAUCUUCGGACGCCAGACCGAGUCAGCCGAGGCCCGGAAAGCUGCGAACGUUCUUAGAAUGAUCGUUGAUAAGGUGGGACCGAGACGUCGGCACUGUGGAGUGACUUCACGAGCUCGACAAGCCACUUCGGAAUUCAGCCGUAUGACAACCACGGUCAGUCCUUCACAAAAUGCGGGUCCAACACAAUCGUAUAGACCCACGCUACCAGAUCCCCUAGCGUCAGCACGUUCUUCACAGGGUUUACAGCCGGCUGGACAACUCGAAGAAACGAUAGCGCAAGCAAGAGAACUGACUUCGCUCGAGUUCGCCCCGUGGUCUCAUAGUGUGUCUGGAAACCAGAGUGUGCAAGAACAGCAGGGCCGUCACCACUUGCCAGCUUUUGGUUUUCCUGGAAGCUGGACCGCUUCUAAGGAUAUCCCGACCUUUACAGAUCCGAUGCUCAACGACCCGAUCGCUCAGGAUUGGCUACCAUUCUCCAGUCCAUUGUCGUUAGCCGACCCGAUGGCAUCGCUCUGGACUAUGUGCUCGGCAUCUCAAGAAGACUUCAGCUUGGAGUGCCCUUCCCCAUGA